Vigna umbellata (rice bean) is the source of this 1951-nucleotide messenger RNA. Its product is annotated as glycosyltransferase BC10-like. Gene Ontology annotation, cellular component: membrane. Lineage: Eukaryota; Viridiplantae; Streptophyta; Magnoliopsida; Fabales; Fabaceae. The record is from RefSeq and is a predicted model, not a curated record. Gene Ontology annotation, molecular function: glycosyltransferase activity.
UGGAUGAGAGGAACGGACACAGAGAAAGAAGAGUCGGUUGUGGUUGUGUUUGUGUUUGUUCGGAAAGUGCUCACACAGAGGGAACUGAGUCCAAUUUUUUUUAUUAAAUUAAUUAAUUGAGAGAGGGUUGCCAUUUGCAAUCCUUUUUUUGCCCACACUGUUCUGAUUCUUCUUUCCUUUGCCCUAGAUCUUUCUCUCUCAAUCAUUGGAUUUGGUUUACCUUAAUCCAUAUCCUUCUUUUUUUCCAUCCCUCAACUCCACCAUUUUCGGAUUUCUCUGCAUCAAUCUGUCAGUUAGUUGUAGGGUAUAGGCUCUUUGUUUCUGUGGGUUGGAGUGGGGGAGCACGUGGAUGAUAAAGAGAUUUGCUGGAGGUGAACAGUGUGAUGCAUUUGCAUAGAUGAAGACAGAAAAAGGUUGGCGUUUGGACAGCGUGGGUGAUAUGCAGAUACUGCCUGGGUCUCGCCACCGUCCUCCCAUGAAGAAGCCCAUGUGGAUUAUUAUCUUGGUGUUGUUUGUUUGUGUCUUUCUAAUCUGCGCUUAUAUCUACCCACCAAAAAGCAAGUCGGCCUGCUAUGUCUUUUCUUCCAGAGGGUGCAAGGGUUUUGUUGAUUGGCUUCCACCUAUGCCCGCAAGAGAAUACACCGAUGAGGAGAUUGCUUCACGUGUUGUGAUUAAGGAUAUUUUGAACUCACCGGCAAUUGUUUCAAGAAAAUCAAAAGUUGCCUUCAUGUUUUUGUCACCUGGCUCUCUACCAUUCGAAAAAUUAUGGGACAAAUUUUUCCAAGGUCACGAAGGAAAGUUCUCUGUUUAUGUGCAUGCAUCCAAGACAAAACCAAUUCAUGUGAGUCGAUAUUUUGUUAAUCGGGAUGUACGCAGUGACCAGGUGAUUUGGGGUAAAAUUUCUAUGGUUGAUGCAGAGAGACGGCUAUUAGGGAAUGCCCUUCAAGAUCCUGACAACCAGCAAUUUGUUCUACUGUCUGAUAGCUGUGUGCCUCUGUAUCAUUUUGAUUAUAUUUACAACUAUCUGAUGCAUACAAAUAUCAGCUUUGUUGACUGCUUUAAGGAUCCUGGUCCUCACGGCAAUGGAAGGUAUUCAGAUCGCAUGCUUCCUGAAGUUGAGGUGAAGGACUUUAGAAAGGGUGCACAGUGGUUUGCGAUGAAACGGCAGCAUGCAAUUAUAGUCAUGGCUGAUAGCCUGUAUUAUUCAAAAUUCCGGUCUUACUGUCAGCCCGGUUUGGAGGGGCGGAAUUGCAUUGCUGAUGAGCAUUACUUGCCGACCUUCUUCCAGAUGGUUGAUCCUGGUGGAAUUGCAAACUGGUCAUUAACUCAUGUUGACUGGUCUGAGAGAAAAUGGCACCCGAAGUCUUAUAGGCCUCAGGAUGUAACUCAUGAACUUUUGAAGAAUAUCACGUCCAUCGAUGUUAGCGUGCACGUAACCAGUGAUGAGACGAGAGAAGUGCAAAGCUGGCCUUGCUUAUGGAACGGGAUUCAGAAGCCAUGUUACUUAUUUGCUAGGAAAUUCACUCCUGAAACACUGGAUAAUUUGUUGCAUCUAUUUUCCAAUUAUUCAGCACCAUGAGCCAGCUAUUUUGAUCUAUUCUUUGGUCGAAAAGUUGUUACUUUCGGCCCCCAUCUUGGUUUCUCAUAUGACAUGAGACUUGUAAAUUGCAGCAUUAUUGAGGUCUGAUCGCCUGGCAGCCGCAUAUAUUGAGUGCAAGGUGAACUGGCCAUGGAGUUCGGUGGCUUAACAUGGACAGAACAGGAGGCUAACGAUUCAGUGUUCCUUCCUUUGGGAUGGACGGCUUAUUUUUUUUCCUUCCAUUUCGGUUAUAUUUUACAUGAUAGAUUUUGGAGGAAUCAUAUCAACUCAUUAUGGUUGUUCAUCUUUGUAAAACAUGCCAGUUUUUUAGUUCAAAACACCUUACUGUUCAUUCAGAAAUUCAUUUGUCCA